Notothenia coriiceps (black rockcod) is the source of this 821-nucleotide messenger RNA. RefSeq names its product arylsulfatase I-like. The record is from RefSeq and is a predicted model, not a curated record. NCBI's taxonomy places the organism in Eukaryota, Metazoa, Chordata, Actinopteri, Perciformes, Nototheniidae. The annotation marks the transcript as partial. The transcript has 5 exons. Gene Ontology annotation, molecular function: sulfuric ester hydrolase activity.
AGAGCCAAUCAAAUGUUGCUUUUCUCCCAGAUAUCAAAUCCACACAGGCCUGCAGCACUCGAUCAUCAGACCCAGCCAGCCCAGCUGUCUGCCCGCUCACAUGGACACGCUGCCCCAGAGGCUCCGAGAGGCCGGGUACUCCACACACAUGGUGGGCAAGUGGCACCUGGGUUUCUACAGGAAGGCGUGCCUGCCCACCAGAAAGGGCUUUGACAGUUUCUUUGGAUCUCUAACAGGAAGUGUGGAUUACUACAGCUACGGGUCGUGCGACGGCCCCGGGGUUUGUGGGUAUGAUCUCCACGAGGACGAGGGCGUGGCGUGGGGCCAGGAAGGGAAAUACUCCACAACGCUUUUCACACAGAGAGCCCGCAAGAUCCUGGAGACUCACGACCCCACGGAGAGGCCGCUCUUCCUGCUGCUCUCCCUCCAGGCAGUCCACACUCCUCUGCAGCCUCCCAAGUCCUACAUCUACCCGUACCGGGACAUGGCUAACGUCGCCCGCAGGAAGUAUGCCGCCAUGGUGUCCACGGUGGACGAGGCGGUGCGAAACGUCACCUACGCCCUGAGGAAGUUGGGAUACUACAGGAACAGCGUCAUCAUCUACUCCACCGACAACGGAGCCCAGCCGUUCACAGGAGGCAGCAACUGGCCGCUGCGAGGACGAAAGGGCACAUAUUGGGAAGGGGGAGUUCGUGGAGUGGCGUUUGUCCACAGCCCGCUGUUGAGACGCAGGAGACGGGUGUCCAAAGCUCUGCUGCACAUCAGCGACUGGUUCCCCACUCUGGUGGGCCUCGCCGGGGGGAACAUCAGCCAGGUCAGUG